This is a messenger RNA of Helobdella robusta, 2298 nucleotides long. RefSeq lists its product as hypothetical. Bases 1 to 2298 code for a protein of 765 amino acids. The transcript has 16 exons. Gene Ontology annotation, cellular component: membrane. Lineage: Eukaryota; Metazoa; Annelida; Clitellata; Rhynchobdellida; Glossiphoniidae. The record is from RefSeq and is a predicted model, not a curated record. Gene Ontology annotation, biological process: cell surface receptor signaling pathway; G protein-coupled receptor signaling pathway. Gene Ontology annotation, molecular function: G protein-coupled receptor activity.
AUGGACUGGUUUGCGGUUGACCGACCGCUUGUUAACAUGGUCAAGUGCCUCACCAACUACAAUGAUGACAGGAUGUCUCGUGAAAUGAGAAGUUCUUUGAAGUCAGAUAAUGUCAAUAGCUUAAUUACAGGCCUUAGUAGAUGCGACGAUGGAUGGGUAAAAGAUUGGGAUUCAAUAAUGUGCUUCAAAGCCAUGGACAACGUGGUCACUCAUGACGUCGCCGUUCACGAGUGCUCUCGUUAUAAAGGCGGUCAACUGGCCACUUACCAAUUAUUACUUAAGUCGAAGCUCGUUGACGGUAUCGAUUCAGGUGAAUAUUUCAUCAGCACUUUCGGAACUCAAGAAAAAGAGUUUAAAACCUCAUCUGGACAGAAUGUUUAUAGGGAACAAUUUGUACCAUCAACUGAGUAUGAAAAAUUCCCAUGUAGAUCAUUUGAUGAUAUUCCAGCAUCCAGUCCUUUAAAACGUUCUUUAAACAAUUAUUUCGAGAUCGUUCGCUUUGAUUAUCCGGAAUCUUACUAUGAAGAUCUCGCAAAAUCCUAUUUAAUUUCACGUACGUUAAGAUAUGGUUUAUCACAAGGCUUACACGUGUGCCACCCUCAGAAAUAUGACCAGAGCAGAAGUUAUAAACUUAUUCAUUACAACGAGGCUUUAGUAAAAUUUACAGACAUAAAAACUGACUACUUAUAUACGACAAUCAACUACUCCGGAUCUCUUGCUUGGACGGAUGCAUACCCAUUUAUGACGUUUGAUUACAUUAAGGAUUGGAUUUCGAAUCCACACAUACAAAUAUGGAUGUCCUGGCUCAACAGUUCGGACGCUUAUCUCGAGAAAAUUAUCAAGAUUAAAAAGAAGCUGAAAGAUAAAUACGUGAAAGUUAGGAGCUCAGAGGGUUGUUACAAAGAAAUCAUCUCACAGGGUUCAGAUAAUUUUCUUUUUAACGCUGGAGUAUGGUUUGAUUUUGCUUCAAGUGACAUUUCAUGCCUUACGCGCGGUUUACCGCCGAAAGCCGAAGCUGUAUGUGGUGGAGAUUUUAAUGACGGUUACAGGUGGCAUCUAAAAAAAGUGUGGGAUUGCACCUCAGUGAAUCUCAACGAAGCUGGUGAAAGUUCUGACCUUACUAAAUCUUUCUCUGAUAUCCUUCGCAACGAAAUCGCCAAAACAAUGGUUACAAUAAUCGAUGAGUUAUUGAGUUCACCAGUUGAAAUUUUCAAGAAGGCGCAAGAACAAACUGGAGCACCACUGUCAAAAAUUUGCCAAAUCCUGCAUGCAUGCGUCUUCGCGAAAUAUGAGAACGGUCAAAUGGAAUGGUCGACAGAUGGCCUGGAAACGAUUGACUCAAACGUUGAUGACUCUUACAUCGAAUGUGAAAGUUUUCAAAAAGGUCUGCAUUUGAAGGAGGUGGGCAAUGCUCUGCAGUGGGUGUCUGUGAUGGGAAUCGUCAUCUCCAUCGUCUGCUUGUCCUUGGUCAUCAUCGGACAAAUUAUCUUCAAAAAAUUUUGCAAUGGGCAGUAUCACAUUGCACUUCUUAAUUUAUCAAUAUCCCUCAUUUGCGUCAAUCUCAUCAUCAUGUUUGGACUGGAUAAGAAACCGUCAUCACCCCCAUUAUCGUCGUCAUCAUCACUCUUACCAGCUGUCGUCGUCAAUGUUACCGGAUUCAUCGAUUACAGACUGUUCGAUGGUUUUGAACAUCACUGCUGGUUAGCUAAAAAAGCAUUCUACUUCGCCUUCUUAUUACCUCUCGGCUUGAUAAUCCUCGUAAACAUCUUUGUGUUUGUUAGGGUUAUUAAAGGGAUUUCAUGCGACAGACCGACAGGAAUGGUGACGAAUCAGUUACAGUGCAAACUGAUCUGGUUGAAAGUUCAAGUGGCUCUCUGCACUUUUUUCAUCAUGGGAUUAACAUGGUCGUUUGCCUUCCUCGCUUACGGUGAUGCAUCGGUCGUCAUGUACUUCCUGUUUGCCAUCUUCAAUUCUCUUCAAGGAAUUUUCAUUUUUUUGUUGUUCAACUUGCGAGAAAAACCAGUGCGCUGUGCGUGGGGCAGUUUCGUUCGAAAACCGGCCAGAUAUUUGCCAUUCUCAGCAACAUCGACAGGGACCGCGACAAACAGUAACAAGUUCACACCCAAAAAACUUUCUGACGAAGAAAAGAUGAAAGCUUUAAUUAGGGAGUUGGAUUUGUUGAAUGCUACGAGUUCAGAUCAAACUUUGGAUGAUAGUAAAAGAAAUAAGUUAAAAAAACGUUUUGAUUGUGAUGGGAACAGUGAAGAACAGGUCGAGACUUUUUCGAAAUCUAAUUAA